Messenger RNA from Leishmania mexicana MHOM/GT/2001/U1103, 1602 nucleotides. RefSeq lists its product as hypothetical. Gene Ontology annotation, molecular function: isomerase activity. NCBI's taxonomy places the organism in Eukaryota, Euglenozoa, Kinetoplastea, Trypanosomatida, Trypanosomatidae. The record is from RefSeq and is a predicted model, not a curated record. Gene Ontology annotation, biological process: biosynthetic process. Bases 1 to 1602 code for a protein of 533 amino acids. Gene Ontology annotation, cellular component: cytoplasm. The transcript has a single exon.
AUGGAGCCGCAUAUCGUUGCCGUGUCCACGCCGAUGAUGGUGUGCGACGCCUUCUCGACGUCCUGCUUCAAGGGCAACCCGGCCGCUGUCUGUCUUGUGCCGACCUCCGUGUACUGCAUGGAGUGGUCUGCCGUGAGCAGCCUCGAGGCCAGCUUGGGCCGCGGUGAGCCGGAGUCGCGGGAGAGGAAGAUGACGGAGAAGGACCGCCAGGCGGCGGCCGAGAAAUACUCGGUAGAGCGCAACAUCAAGAUGGGUCGCGCCUUUCAGCAGGUGGCGAAGGAGAUGAACCUCUCAGAGACCGCCUUCGUCUACCGCCUGCCCGCCUCGCGCAUCCGCACUAUUCAUGAGCAGAUCAUGCACAAGUGCAAGGAGUUCGAAAACGAGUACGAGGAGAAGGUGAAGCACGACACCGAGGAGCGCCGCCGCAUGAGCGCCGCCGUGACGGAAGACGACGAGGCACCGGCGGUUCCGGCUUCGGAUCGCCAGCAGUUGUCGGCACUGCACACGAUGGAAAGCAGCCAAAACCCGCUUCACUCGGUGAAGCAUCCGGGCAGCAUGGCAUGGCCGCCCUCGCCUGGUCUGUUGCCUAGCUCCAGCUUCUCCAUGGCGAACUCCGGUUGGAGCUUCCUCUACACCCGCGCCUCCAACUCCAUGAUGACCAGCAGCGAGACGGGCCGCCGCCCGCGCCGCAUGCACACACAGUGGUUUGGCCUGCGCUGGUUCACGCCCAUAAAGGAGGUGCCUCUGUGCGGCCACGCCACCUUCGCGGCAGCGCACGCCAUCUUUGAGAUCUCGCGGCUCGUCCAGUCGGAGGGCUCGCGCCACCUGGUGUCGCAUAUCCCAAUGGAGUUCUUUGUGCCUGCGCAGACGGACGUCAUCUGCUUCGUGACGGAGUCCGGUAUUAUCAGCGUGCGCCGCAAGUCCGACUCCACCGCCAGAGCCGGCAGCUUGAUGCUGCAGAGCUACACCUGCUCGCCCGACACGUACGAGGUGCACUUUCCUAUGACAGAGGCACUGUCGAUCAAGGAGCAGGUGCCGCCAGAGCUCUUCAGAGAUGUGGCGGCGGCGCUCGGACUGUCGUACGACGCCGAGUGUAUCGAGGACAUUGCCUACUCCAAGUUGACCGGGUACUAUGUGGCGCGUCUGUCCACGCCGCACAACGUGCUGGAGUGCCGGCCCGACUGGGAGGCGCUUCGCCGUGCCUUUAGCUCGACCCCCUUCAUGGAUGCCCUCAAGGAGAACUCUGCUAUGAUGGGCCCCAUCACGGGCCUCGGUGUGACGGCUCAGAACGAGGGCCACAUGAUGGUAGAGCCGGCCGCCAACGCCCAAGUUAUCUCGCGCUUCUUCGCGCCGUGGAUGGGCGUUGAUGAGGACCCGGUGACAGGUUCGCUGCACACCGCAAUCUUGCCGUACUGGCUGCGCUUUCUCCAGAACGGCCGCUUCAAGGUCGGCGACCACCUGCACUUCUACCAAGCCAGCAAGCGUGGUGGCUCUAUGACAGGCAUCGUCAUUGGGCGAAAAGCGGAGCGCGUGGCGCUGAUUGGGUCUGCUGUCACCUUCAUGCGUGGCAACUGCACCUUCGAGGUGGAAGAGGAGCACUAG